AUGAGUAUGAAGAAGCUAGAAGCUAUGGAAGAUGGAAUAAGAAACGAGAAUGUUAUAUCAAUCGAAAAGGAGAUCCUGUUGUUCAUAAAAGCCAAGUGGUGGGGGGUGAUGACAGCUAGCUUGAAGAAAAGAGAUGAAGAGAGGUUACAGAAGAGUGUUGAGAAAAUCGUGGACGAGCUGAAAGAAACAGUAAGUCAAGAAGAUGGUAAAGAUGAAAAGAAAGAUGAAGAAGUGAAGAAUGAAGACGCAGCUGAUGAUGGAAAUCAAGAAAAGACUGACGAGAAGCUGGAAAAGCCAGCAAAAGAAGCUGAUAAAGAGAAACAUGAGAAAGUUAAUGAAAAGUUGAUUGGUGAAGCUGAUGCUAGUGAAGCUAUUGCUGAGAAACAUCAGGAGCAGGAAGAGGAUCAGAAGCAGAUGGCAAAAGAAGCCGAGGUGCUAAAUACUGAGGCUUUAAAAGAUAACGAUGAAAAGCUAAUACAAAAAUGUAAGAUUUUAGAAAAAGAAAACGUCAUGGGUUAA
Molecule: messenger RNA, 519 nt
Organism: Helianthus annuus (common sunflower)
Lineage: Eukaryota; Viridiplantae; Streptophyta; Magnoliopsida; Asterales; Asteraceae
Product: protein PXR1-like
Exons: 3
Coding region: 1-519 (172 amino acids)
Source: RefSeq, a predicted model, not a curated record